Molecule: messenger RNA, 2143 nt
Organism: Trifolium pratense (red clover)
Lineage: Eukaryota; Viridiplantae; Streptophyta; Magnoliopsida; Fabales; Fabaceae
Exons: 13
Coding region: 237-1916 (559 amino acids)
Source: RefSeq, a predicted model, not a curated record
CAAUAAUGGUUGGGGGUGUUGGUCCAGUCCUUUUCUUUCUGUUUCUUAUUCUUUAAUCCUUCUUUUUUGUCUCCCAGUUGUCACCUCUAUCUCUCUCUCUCUCUCUCUCUCUCUCUCUCUCUCUCUCUCUCUACCUUGCAAGUUUCAACAAGUUCAAACACUUUAUGACAACACACACACAUUGAUACAUCUUUGUUUCAAGAACUGAAAUUUAUCAUCUUUGAUCAUUUCAAAACAUGGAACAACUUGUCAAGUUCAUCAUUCGUCCACCAAGAGCUGAAUAUGAUCCAAAAAGUGAUCUAUUGGAUAAUGAGUUCAUGCUAAAAGGGAAAUGGUUUCAACGGAAGGAUGUCGAGAUAAAAAACGACCGUGGUGAUGUUCUUCAAUGCAGUCAUUACCUGCCUAUAGUUAGUCCUGAUGGAAAACCGCUGCCGUGCGUUAUAUAUUGCCAUGGAAACAGUGGAUGCAGGGUAGAUGCCAGUGAAGCUGCUAUGGUUUUACUUCCUUCAAAUAUUACAGUUUUUGCUCUUGAUUUCUCGGGAUCUGGUAUUUCUGGAGGGGAACAUGUCACACUUGGUUGGAAUGAAAAGGACGACCUGAGAGCUGUGGUCAACUAUCUGCGGACAGAUGAAAAUGUAUCCCUCAUUGGCUUAUGGGGACGCUCAAUGGGCGCUGUGACUAGCCUUAUGUAUGGUGCUGAGGAUCCUUCAAUUGCAGGGAUGGUUUUAGACAGUCCCUUUGCUGAUUUGGUUGAUUUGAUGAUGGAACUUGUAGAUACAUACAGAUUCCGUCUGCCAAAAUUUACUGUGAAGUAUGCAAUUAAAUACAUGCGAAGAACAAUCCAGAAAAAGGCAAAAUUCGAUAUAAUGGACUUGAACACCAUUAAGGCAGCAAAAUCUUGUUAUGUUCCUGCUCUACUUGGUCAUGGCGUUGAGGACGAUUUCAUACAUCCUCGUCACUCAGAUCGCAUACUCGAAGCUUACAUGGGAGACAGAAACAUAAUUAAAUUUGACGGAGAUCACAACUCGCCACGUCCUCAGUUUUAUUUUGAUUCCAUAAACAUAUUUUUUAACAAUGUUCUUCAACCUCCAGAGGAUGAGCUCGGGGAAUCUUUUUUUGACUUUACUAGUGAUUACUUUGGUAAGGACAUUUGGCGAUCUGUGCACGAACUAAGUUAUGAUAAUGAACGGUCGUCCGAAAACAAAGAACCAUCAACAAGUACUGUGGAUGCCAUUAAGCAAGUCCAUCCAAAAAGACCGAUGAGUAGGAUGGAGGAAGAGAAAUGUGACCAUUUUUCCUCCUCGUCAUCAACAAUGCUUAGCUUUGAACUAUCAAAUGGUCACCUCUAUGAUCCGCGUGUUCCUACCACGUUGGAUGAUGAUGAUGAUCAGUAUGCUGAAUAUCAACUUGAUGACCUUACUGGCAUUCCUUCGAGUGCAGACGAAGAACAAAGAAUGUUGAUGGAAGCGGUGAAAGAAUCACUUAAACACCGUGAAUUACAAAAUCCACAGGUAGAACAACUGCCUGCAGAAUCAUCAGAUAAAGAUGAGUCACGUGCUUCUUCACACGAGAUUUCCAAACCUAUGGAGACAGAGUCUUCUUUAGUCAAACACAGCAUGCAUUCAACAGCACAAACCACUUCUGCAGCAUCUGGCGUAUGCGAUUGCUUGGAAACUGAGUCAAACGCGGCAUCAUCGGAAACAUCAUUGGACACUUCAUCUAGCAAUACAGUAAAUGGUUCUUCACAUAGUAAUAGUUCUGCAACUUCUGCUAGCUCAAAAUGUUCAUCAGAGAUUGACAUAUCACAUAAAACCAAAGCAACAUUAACUGUCAUUAGGAAUCCAGCUAGCCAUGUCAUGAACGGCUUAAUGCGUCGUUGGGAUUUCAACAUUUUUAGAAACAGUCACAACUGCUAAAAUAGUUAGUCUCGUUUAUCUAUAGGUGAGGUUAUACAUUAUUUUUAUCACUAUAAAGAAAAGAAAAAGUUUGUAGUUUGUAAAAUGACAGAAAAACAUGUUUUUGUGUGUAAGUUUAGCAGGAUUGAAUUAUCAUCGAACAGAACAGAUCAGUUAAUGUUCUUUGACUGUAUGAGAGAAUUGUUGUGUUUUUACACCCAUAUAAACAAAAGUUUCUGGAUUUUUUA